Zootermopsis nevadensis is the source of this 2971-nucleotide messenger RNA. Its product is annotated as arylsulfatase B. The record is from RefSeq and is a predicted model, not a curated record. NCBI's taxonomy places the organism in Eukaryota, Metazoa, Arthropoda, Insecta, Blattodea, Termopsidae. Gene Ontology annotation, molecular function: sulfuric ester hydrolase activity.
CCGUAUUAAAUGCAUAAAUGAGUUUCAAAGGAACAGUAAAACAUCAGAAAGAAUGUUUUGCAUUAUCCGUGGUGAAGAUGUCAGCGUAGUUCUGGCUUGUAAUGGAAUGUGGAUUUCCACAUUCUUCAGAGCUGAAGGCGGGAAUAUUAUGUUCCACCUAAUCGUUUACAUCUACCUGGAAUUCCGUGGAGCAUUACAAUCCACAAGAUCGAUAUUUGUCUUUCGGUACAUUCUGUUGGUCUCCGUGUAAUGAAAUUGUGGGUCCAUAGAAACUGAAUUAUCCGAUUAGCUGAGCUUCCCAGAAACAAAUCCGAUCCAUGCAUAUGGUUGUACAACAAUGCCGUUUCAGUCUAAAGAGUCAUGUUUUGUUUCGGUGACAGUAUCUGAAAGUGAUGAGGUGCUAUAUGUGGCAGCGAACAGAGAAAAGCUUGAGCAUGUAGUGGGGUGGUUGCAGAAACUUGAUUUCGUGCCUGCCAGCAUCUACCUACUGCCCUACUGUACAUCAGAGCCACCGGAUGGUUGGCAGCAUAAUGUACUGAGAGGCAGUGAAAGUAUCGCGAAUGAUAAUAGUGCCUCUACAGCCAUGCUAAGAGAACCGUGUUGUCUUGUGCUCCUGCUGGUAACGUCGAUGGCCGCUUCUUCACCGCAUAUUGUCUUCAUUGUUGCUGAUGAUAUGGGUUGGAACGACGUGAGUUUUCAUGGCUCUGACCAGAUCCCGACGCCAAACAUUGACGCCCUGGCUUACAAUGGCGUUAUUCUCAACAGCCAUUACGUCCAACCCCUUUGUACACCCACAAGAGCUUCGCUAAUGACUGGGAUGUACCCCAUACACAUUGGCAUGCAAGGCUACCCAAUGCUGGCGGCAGAGCCACGGGGACUGCCGCCCAUGAAGAUCCUGCCCCAGUACCUGAAGAACUUGGGCUACGUCACUAGGGCUGUGGGCAAGUGGCAUCUGGGAUUCUACAGGAAGGAAUUCACACCAAUAUACCGUGGCUUCGACUCCCAUCUUGGAUAUUGGGCUGGAUCCAUUAGCUAUUAUGACCAUAUUGUCCAAGAUAUUUACCCUGACGGACGUACUCUGAAUGGCCACGAUUUUCGCCGUAAUAUGGACACAGCGUGGGAUCUGGAAGGACAAUACGCGACAGACAUAUUCACAGACGAGGCUCUCAGAAUCAUCCAGGAACAUGAUGACAGCAGGCCGCUGUUUCUGUACCUGAGCCAUCUUGCAGUGCAUUCUGGCAAUUCUGGAAAACUUGUGGAGGCGCCCCAGGAAUUUAUUAACAAAUUCCGACACAUCCCAGAACCCAACAGACGAACUUAUGCUGCCAUGGUGUCGAAAAUGGACGAGUCCGUAGGUCGAGUGGUGGAGGCGCUGUAUGAGAAGCGAAUGCUGAAUAAUUCUAUCAUAGUUUUUAUCUCCGAUAAUGGCGCACCGAGUGUCGAUAUCUUCCAGAACUGGGGUUCCAACUAUCCUCUCAGAGGGAUCAAGGCAACAUUGUGGGAAGGUGGAGUCCGAGGUGUCGGGUUGAUAUGGAGCCCCCUCUUACGGGAACCACGUCGUGUUUCUGAAGAGCUGAUGCACGUGUCCGAUUGGCUUCCGACACUAUACAGCGCUGCUGGUGGAGACAUUGUCCAUCUUGGCAGUAAUCUGGAUGGAGUAGAUCAGUGGAGUAGCCUCGUCAAUAACGAAGGAUCACCCCGACACCAGCUUCUUGUGAACAUCGACGAAAGAGAUCAAACUGCAGCCCUCAGAGUUGACAACUGGAAACUGAUUUUAGGAACGUUUGGAAAAAAUGGGUCACUGGAUGGAUAUUAUGGAGACGAUGGGUAUAGCUCCUCAAACCCCAAAUACAACAUCUCAUCAGUUAUCAGCAGUCGAGCUUGGAAAUCCAUUUCGUCAACCACAAGGCCCGCCACAGAUCGUGAAGUGCACAAACUACGCCAGGAAGCAACAGUUAAAUGUAACAAUAAAGUAUUUCGUCACGGCACAAAUUGCAACCCUUCAGUGAGCAAGAGGCCUUGUUUGUUUAAUAUUUAUACAGACCCUUGUGAAGAAAAUAAUUUAUCAGUGAUCAACACAGAUGCUACUAAAAAGAUAUAUAAUAUUCUUCUGAGGCACAUACAGUCUCUCAUUCCUCAACUUAACAAGCCUUGGGACACGACUGGUGCUGAUCCCACAAAAUUUAACAACACUUGGAGUCCUUGGGUUGACUGAAUAAGGAGAAGCCUACAAGUGUAUUAUGUUUUCUUAUGUCAUGGCAGAUGUUUCUUGUCGCCAGAUUUGUAUUUGAUGUUACACAGCCAAUGACUUAGGAAAUUUCUGAAGUCCAACAAAUACCAUAUGAAAGAGAGAAAUAAAUUUUACAUGUAGGAUGUGUUCUCAAUGCUUCCAAAUUUGAAAAUCUUACACUCUUAUGUUUAUGUGUUGGCACAGAGGAGUACUGCGUACAUCAACAACCGGCUGUUUCUUUUCAAGUAACGAUAACUGAAUUAGAAAUGUGAUUAAAGUAAUUUUAAUAUGCUUCAUAUUCUUCCAUCUUUUAUGUGUUAGACACUCCUGGCUCUUUCAAGCGCUGGAUUCACUUCUGAAAAUUCUAAUUCUCUCAUAGUUAACUAACAAGACUUCUUUGACAGGGGAAAAACCCAUAAAAAAGCUUCUACAGGGGAAAAGAACUCUAAAAGUGUGAUAUGAACACAGAUGUUACACGCCUACGUGGUGGAACAAUCCAGAAGAUUACGAUUUAAAUGCACGUCACACAAGAAUUCCAAUAAUUUGACCAAGAUAUUAUUGAAGAUAUGAAAUCGUGCAACAGUUUUUGAUUUUGUACAUUUGAAUUUUCUCACAUUACAGAAACAACUUUUGAAGUUCACGCAAUUUACUUUGUGGCCACAUUCCAGUGGUUUCUGCUCUUGCUUUCAUUACCAGUGCUGUACCACAUUCACCUACAGUAAUAAAUAUUAUUUAGUUUUA